UGCGGUGGCACCUACUCAUUAUAGAAUACACUACCAAUACCAAACACCUAAAUUUCAUAUUCCCAAUCCAAACAAAUUGUAUAUUCUCUUGCACAUCAAUUUUCGUCCUAAAUUUUCUCUCCGUACAUCUCUCUCUUUCUCUCUCCCUCUUCCUCCGCCCUUCUGUCUCUCAAAUCAGCUGAAUUUUCGUCAGAGCAAACGGUAAUAGAACCUCAGCUUUUCGGAAAUCCCAAUUUUUUGGUUCUUGUUGUGAACAUCAGUUUGUUCGUUUUUUUCGCUAUUUUGAUGGGUCAAUGAGAAUCAGAUCCUCUUUUGAUUUCUGAACUAGGGCUUUUGGGUUCCCGGUGUUUUCCGCAUCGCGAGGCAGGGCAAAAGGGCGAGGCGCAGGAGAUUGAGGAUGGGCCUGCGCUGAUUUCGUUUCUUAUAUGUAACCCUAUAAAAAUAAUAAUAACUGAAGGCUUGGCGAUGUUGGCUUUGAAUCGCAGUGGGAUCAGUUUCGUCAACUGUUUCUUUCAUUUCGCUGAAUGGCAUCCUCUGGAAUAGCGAAGCUGAUCGGUCGUCUGAAGCGCGCUUCAGAAUUCCCUUCAGGCAUAAAAAGUUAUCAUUCAGACGUAAAAAAAGGUUCACUAUCAAGCUUGUUAACUACUUGUAUAUUGCAAAUUAUUGGGCGAGAGUUUUGGUAUUCUGAAGUUUUAUGAGGAAGAAUCUGAUUGAAGAAGUGGGAGAAAUGGGCUGCUGUGGUUGUUUUGGUUUCUCAUUUGCGAGGAAGCCCAGGAAGGCAAUGAGGUCAAGGGGGAUGGGUAAUCAUGCUGCGGAGGAGUUUUUGUUGGAUCAUGAUCUGGAAGAUGAGGAUGAUGGCCCUUUUAAUGGUGAUAUGUCUGAUACUGGGAAUGGGGAUGACUCUGAUUCCCGAAGCCCAAAAAACCGAUCCGAGGAGAUUUUCAUGUACCGGAUGCAGCAUGGAUUGAUAUGCAGGGAGUUCCCUGUUAAGGAAACCCACAGUCUUCUACGCUCUGAGGAUGUAAAUGGAAACAAAACUAUUAAUGAAUAUGUCCGUGAACGGAAGAUUGGUGCUGGCAGCUAUGGUAAAGUGGUUCUCUACCGAAGCCGCAUAGAUGGAAAACAUUAUGCGAUAAAGGCCUUUCACAAAUCUCAUUUGUUGAAGCUACGGGUCGCACCUUCCGAAACUGCAAUGACGGAUGUUUUGCGUGAGGUUUUAAUUAUGAAAGUAUUGAGCCAUCCUAAUAUAGUCAAUUUGGUUGAGGUUAUUGAUGACCCAACAACAGAUCACUUCUAUAUGGUUCUUGAAUAUGUGGAAGGCAAAUGGGUUUGUGAAGGGGCUGGUCCUCCAGGUGGUCUGGGAGAAAAUACAGCACGGAAGUAUUUACGCGAUGCGGUUUCUGGUUUGAUGUAUCUUCAUGCUCAUAAUGUUGUGCACGGAGAUAUCAAACCUGAUAACUUGCUAGUUACCGGUUCUGGCACAGUAAAGAUUGGUGAUUUCAGUGUCAGCCAGAUUUUUGAGGGUGAUAAUGAUGAGCUUCGUCGUUCUCCUGGAACUCCUGUGUUUACAGCACCUGAGUGCUGUUUAGGUGUAACCUAUCAUGGGAAAGCUGCGGACACUUGGGCUCUUGGGGUUACUUUAUAUUGUUUUGUUCUUGGGAAGUACCCAUUUUUGGGAGAGACCCUCCAGGAUACCUAUGACAAGAUCGUAAAUAACCCUUUGUUGCUACCUGAUGAGAUGAACCCUCUCUUGAAGGACCUACUCGAGGGACUUCUUUGCAAAGAUCCAAGACAAAGAAUGACUCUGGAGAGUGUUGCGCAGCAUGCUUGGGUCGUUGGAGAAGGGGGGCCAAUCCCUCAGUAUUUGUGUUGGUGCAAGCGGCAGAGAGGAGUGUCUGAAGGGAGUGGAACAGAUAUGCUCACUCAAUAAUAAUAAAAUAUCAGUAUUGUGCUGGCCAGGUCUUGUUUUUGUAUAGCUGUUAGGCUCUAGGACGUCCUCUCUUCGAUUCUAAUGAUUUUACAUGGAAAAACUGAGAUGUUAUACAAGAGUAUGCGUAGAAUGCAUUUGAGGAUAAACUGGCGGGAACCUAUAAGACUCGGUAUUUAGAUUGCAGAGAAGUAGGAGCGCCUAUGCUUGAUAGAACAUAUAUGGGAUGCUUUUGUUGUCGUAAAUUUCAAAUGCUUUUUCCUUUGUAACGGGAUUUCUCGAUGAUGUUAAAGAGUGUUUUUUUUUUCCCCUCCUAUA
This is a messenger RNA of Sesamum indicum (sesame), 2245 nucleotides long. Lineage: Eukaryota; Viridiplantae; Streptophyta; Magnoliopsida; Lamiales; Pedaliaceae. The record is from RefSeq and is a predicted model, not a curated record.